UGCUGGGUGCCACCAACGGUGCAGCAGACUUUAUCUUCGCACGAGACAACGCUUGGCGUGAUCCGGAAGUGGACGGAAUAGACGGAAUGGCAGAGCGUGAUUACAUCGGUUUCGCCACACUGGCAGAGCAGGUGCACCGCAAAUCGGUGAAGCGUGGUUUCGAGUUCACGAUGAUGGUGUGCGGCGAAACCGGGCUCGGCAAAUCGACGCUCAUCAACACACUCUUCCUGACCGAGCUGUACGGCCAGCGCACCAUACCGCCGGUCGAGGAGCGCAUCGAGAAGACGACCCGCAUCGAGAAGAAGACGCUCGACAUCGAGGAGAAGGGCGUGAAGCUGCGGCUCACGAUCGUGGAUACGCCCGGGUUUGGCGAUUCGGUCAACUGCGAGGACAGCUGGCGCGUCUGCAUCACGUACAUCGAGGAGCAGUUCCGCCAGUACUUUACCGACGAGAGCGGCCUUAAUCGGCGCAACAUACAGGACAAUCGGGUGCACUGCUUGCUGUACUUUGUGCCACCGUACGGGCGCAGUUUGCGUCAGCUGGACAUUGACCUGUUGCGCCGUAUCCACAAGAAGGUUAACAUCAUCCUGGUGAUCGGGAAGGCGGACACGCUCACGCCGAAGGAGGUAAAGUCGCUGAAGGCGCGCAUCCUGGAGGAUGUGGAAACGCACGGCAUCCAGAUCUAUCGCUUGCCCGACUGUGACUCGGACGAGGACGAAGCGUUCAAGAAGCAGGACCGGGAGCUGAAGGCGAGCCUACCGUUUGCGGUGGUGGGCAGCAAUCUGGUGAUGGAGGUCGCUGGACGCAAGAUCCGAUGCCGCCAGUACCCGUGGGGUGUAGUGGAUGUGGAAAAUCCAGAGUACAGCGAUGUGGGGAAGCUGCGCACGAUGCUCAUCUCGACGCACAUGCAGGACCUGAAGGAUACGACACGCGACAUCCAUUACGAGAAUUAUCGGGCCCAGUGCAUUUCCCAGAUAUCGCAGCACGCGUUGCGCGAGCGCAACAAGCUCAAGCACGAAUCGACCGCUUCCAACCAUGAACUGACCGAAGCGGAACGUUUGCUGCUGUUGCAGAAGGACGAAGAGAUCCGCCGCAUGCGAGACAUGCUCGCUGAGAUGCAGGAAAAGCUGGACACUACGGCGACCGGCGAGUCGGUUGUUAACGUCUAGUACCACACGUCAGCGGAGGGCAGCUCGGUUUCUUCUUC
Molecule: messenger RNA, 1207 nt
Organism: Anopheles maculipalpis
Lineage: Eukaryota; Metazoa; Arthropoda; Insecta; Diptera; Culicidae
Gene: Septin4
Product: septin-4
Exons: 5
Coding region: 87-1169 (360 amino acids)
Biological process (GO): cytoskeleton-dependent cytokinesis; regulation of exocytosis
Cellular component (GO): microtubule cytoskeleton; septin ring; synaptic vesicle
Molecular function (GO): GTP binding; molecular adaptor activity; GTPase activity
Source: RefSeq, a predicted model, not a curated record